AUGUCGUUUUACUGAAAAAAAUCUCGCUUUUUGGAGUGUACUUUCUUCCCACUCACCUCGGCCGGAAGUCGCGAGAGAAACAGAGAUGGCGAGGAGGCGGGACGCGCGAGUCGCGCCGAGUCAAUACCGGCGCUCAGAGCGAGUCGAGAAGCCAACUCAGGAGUUCAAAGUCGACGGCUCUGGUUUCGAUCGGAAGCUAAUUGCCAUAUUCGUAUUCCUUUUCGUUGUUAUCCCCUCCGUAUCUGUAUUAGUAUACAAGAUCAACACUGCUCGGCCGACGAACCGUUCCGAAGUGCUCGUACCUCGACGAGGACUCAUCAAAACUGACAUCAAUUACCAAGAGAUCCUUUCUGAGAAUUCGAAGCUAACGGAGAAUGCGUCACACCGGCAUUACAAUUAUCCUGUUUUGGCCUACAUUACUCCAUGGAAUUCUCGGGGCUAUGAAAUGGCAAAGAGAUUCACCUCUAAGUUCACGCAUUUAUCACCGGUGUGGUAUGAUCUGAAAAGCAGCCAAGGAAGCAGCUUGUUAUUGGAGGGGAGACAUAAUGCUGAUAAACAAUGGCUAUCUGAGAUUAAAAUGAAUGGAGAUGCUCUGGUGUUACCUAGAGUUGUUCUGGAAGCAUCUCCAAUGGAAUUGCUCAGAAAGAAGAAACAGAGGGAUAAAGCUAUUGAACUGAUGGUAACAGAAUGCAAGGAAAUGCAGUAUGAUGGUAUUGUUCUAGAGUCUUGGUCCAGAUGGGCAGCUUAUGGUAUUCUCAAUGAUCCAGACAAGAGGAAUAUGGCACUAAAUUUUGUAAAACAACUUGGACAUGCGCUGCAUUCUGUGAACUCAACCAGGAACAGGGAGCAAAAAUUGCAGUUGAUAUACGUUAUAGGUCCACCACGUUCAGAGCGGCUUCAGCAGCAUGAUUUUGGGCCUGAAGAUCUUCAGAGCUUGGAUGAUGCUGUAGAUGGCUUCUCACUCAUGACUUAUGACUUCUCAAAUCCCCAUAACCCAGGUCCAAAUGCACCCACGCAAUGGAUACACUUCACCUUGCAGUCACUACUUGGUCCCCCUGGCAAGACUGCUUGGAGCCUUGCUCGCAAGAUAUUUCUUGGCAUCAAUUUUUAUGGAAAUGAUUUCACCCUUUCAGGAGGUUCUGGCGGUGGACCUAUCAUUGGAAGGGAUUACAUCUCGUUGUUGGAGAAACACAAGCCUGCAUUUCAGUGGGAAAAGAAUAGCGGAGAGCACUUCUUCUUAUAUUCAGAUGACAAUCAUAUCAACCAUGCCGUCUUUUACCCGACGUCGAUGUCUAUUCACCUCCGACUGGAGGAAGCCCGGUCAUGGGGAACUGGCAUUUCAAUAUGGGAAAUCGGACAGGGUUUGGAUAACUUUUUUGAUCUUCUGUAACAACAAUUUUGGUCCUUUUUAAUGCAAUAUAAACAGGACCUUCCUAAUAUUCACAGUAGUUUAUUUAUCUCUGUAUUAAAUGGAAUAAAUACCCACGGGUACACAGUGUACCACUGUCUACCGUCUAGACGUGUACUUCUGUAUGUAAGAUGUACUGUAGAGUUUCAGACAUUCUCAGCCACACAAUCUUGUUAAACCAGAAAUUCCAUC
Messenger RNA from Rubroshorea leprosula, 1600 nucleotides. The record is from the annotation of a GenBank genome assembly. Lineage: Eukaryota; Viridiplantae; Streptophyta; Magnoliopsida; Malvales; Dipterocarpaceae.